Messenger RNA from Callorhinchus milii (elephant shark), 5482 nucleotides. It is a transcript of the gene etv1, whose product is annotated as ETS variant transcription factor 1. The transcript is spliced from 12 exons. Gene Ontology annotation, cellular component: nucleus. Gene Ontology annotation, molecular function: sequence-specific DNA binding; DNA-binding transcription factor activity, RNA polymerase II-specific. Gene Ontology annotation, biological process: regulation of transcription by RNA polymerase II; cell differentiation. The record is from RefSeq and is a predicted model, not a curated record. The coding region runs from base 330 to 1706 and encodes 458 amino acids. NCBI's taxonomy places the organism in Eukaryota, Metazoa, Chordata, Chondrichthyes, Chimaeriformes, Callorhinchidae.
GGGAGCUGCAGCUUUAAUCAAGUGAAGGGCUGAGUGAUUGACAGCCAGAAAUUGGAGCCGAAACAGACAGGCGACCAAUGGGAGAGUUGCAUUAGGAGACACUGGAGGCCCCUGGAGGAGAAGCGAAGGAAAAGCGAGUGAAUUGAGCACAAUCAUAGGUCUGGGCUGUCUUGAAAGGACUCUCCAUCAACUAAUUCAUGCUAUUUACCAAAUCUGACGGGGGAUAUUUAUAGGCGAUCGCAUUGCACCCAUUCAGGCCGUUUGAGUCCGUCAAAGACAACCGUCUCCAUCUAAAUGCAGAGAAAUAAGACAACCUAAGAGUUUUCCAAAUGAGCUGCAGAAUGGACGGAUUCUACGAUCAGCAAGUGCCUUACAUGGUAACUUCUAAACCGCAAGGAGGGAAAGGUAGUGAAAGAUCCACAAGUGAGAGGAAAAGGAAAUUCAUUGACACAGACUUAGCUCAAGAUUCGGAAGAACUCUUUCAGGAUUUGAGCCAGCUUCAGGAAACUUGGCUUGCAGAAGCUCAGGUCCCUGACAAUGAUGAACAGUUUGUGCCAGACUUCCAGUCUGAAAACUUGGCUUUCCAUGGCCUUCCUCUAAAAAUCAAGAAGGAACCGCAGAGCCCCUGUUCCGAGCUGAGCUCUGCUUGCAGCCAUGAACCACCUUUUAAAUUCAGUUAUGGGGAAAAGUGCCUGUAUAAUGUCAGUGCCUAUGAUCACAAGCCACCUGUAGGAUUGAAGCCCUCUAACCCGCCAACCCCCUCCAGUACGCCGGUCUCUCCUUUGCACCACGGGUCACCGAAUCCUGCUGCAACUCCCAAACCGGAUCGAAGUUUUCCAGCACACCUGUCUGCCACCCAGGCCAUCCCAGAGAAUGGCUACCCAAUGGACCAUAGAUUCCGGCGCCAGCUCUCGGAGCCAUGCCAUUCAUUCCCUCCUCCUCAUGGACUGCCAAGGGAGGGCCGUCCAAUGUACCAGCGGCAGAUGUCCGAGCCCAAUAUUCCCUUCCCCCCUCAGGGCUUCAAACAGGAGUACCAUGAUCCUGUCUAUGAACACGCCGCUAUGAUCGGUGGCCCGACCAACCAGAGUUUCCCGCAGCCGAUGAUGAUUAAGCAGGAGCCACGGGACUAUGCCUAUGAUUCAGGUUGCAUGUACGAAAAGGGUCCCAGACAUUUCUAUGAUGACACCUGCGUUGUUCCUGAAAAGUUUGACUGUGACAUAAAGCAGGAGCCAGGUAUAUAUCGUGAAGGUCCCACUUACCAGCGCAGGGGCUCCCUCCAGCUCUGGCAAUUCCUAGUGGCUCUGCUGGAUGAUCCAGCGAACUCGCACUUUAUUGCAUGGACGGGUCGUGGCAUGGAGUUCAAACUCAUUGAGCCGGAGGAGGUGGCACGGCGCUGGGGAAUCCAGAAGAAUCGACCUGCCAUGAACUAUGACAAGCUGAGCCGUUCACUCCGCUAUUACUAUGAGAAGGGCAUCAUGCAAAAGGUCGCUGGAGAAAGAUAUGUGUAUAAAUUUGUAUGUGACCCGGAGGCCCUCUUCUCAAUGGCGUUCCCAGAUAACCAGAGGCCAGUGCUGAAAACUGACAUGGAGCGCCACAUUAACGAGGAAGACACGGUCCCUCUCUCUCACUUUGAUGAGAACAUAGCCUUCAUUCAAGAUAACGGCUGUUGCAAUUCCCAUCCAUACAAUGAAGCCUAUGUGUACUGAUGCAGCCACGUUGGGGGCCAUCGCUUUCCUUUUCCCUUUCUUUUAUUUUCCGUAGACCAUGACCCAAGCAGGAUUUACUCAUCUCUUCAGCAUCUUUGACAUCAAGCAGAGGGUCCAGAGUUUCUGUCGCAUUACCCCCAUGGUUGACCACCAGGGACAGUGCACUUUAUGAAAAGACUCAUUGGAGUUCUACAUGUGAUUUUUGUUUCAUUUGGGGGUGGGAGUGGUUUACAUUUUUUGCCUAAAUGUUCUUUUUUGGAGGAGGGGGUUUGGAAAUUUACAGAUGUUUCAAUAGAUUAUGCUAUCUUAUAGAUUUUUGUUUCAUAUCAGCUAAAAAAACUUACUAAGUCAAACUUAAAGGAAUUCUGCUAAUGUCAGUAAUAAGAGAAAUUGCAUAUCUAAUAUUGCUGUGUUAAUGCAGCCAGCACUCUUUAAGAAUCUAUAUCUAAGUAGGUACAUAGUACAUUUUUGUCAGGGUACACAUUAAUAUACAGUCAAGCCUUUUACUGCUGUGUUAUAUUUGUUAAAAAUAUAUGAAUACUAGAGUAUGCUGAGGCUUCUGCUGCAGUCUCCUUUUCUGUAAAUUCUUUUAAACGCAGGGUUUAUUAAAGCAAUUUGGAGCAUUACUGUAAGUACAGGUAGUUUUUCAGGACAAAAUAGAUGACUUGAAACAUUUACUGCUUAGAAUGUAGUUUAUGCUGUAGUUAUACAAUAAGCAACUGUAUGCUUUAGCCAUUGGUAAAUGAUUAUCCACCGACAAGUUGCUAAGGGAAGUUUUUAUGUGGAAGGUUUUUUCUGGAUAAAUGGAAACUCACCUGAUAUGACCUGUCAAUAGCAACAUUUCAUUAGCAUGCACUUACUUCAGAUUUAGAGCCCAGGUAUUGAAGCAGUCCUGUCUUGUUACACUUAGCAUCUUCAUCUAAUCUGGCGAAUUAGGGCAGGUCACAUUUUUAUAGUUUGUUAAACAUUUUUUACAAUGACUAUCUUACUUCAGAAGAUUACAUUGAAGAUACUGUUCUAGCAGAAACCUUGUCUCUCAACCCCCAAAAAGCUUUGCUCUCACCCCUCCCCAAAAUCUCCCCCCUCCGCGGGGAGAAAAUUUAUUGUGAAAUUGAAUUAAGGAUCACACUUGUAUAUAGAACGUUUUUGUCUCUUACCCACCCUCCAUUUUUAUCAUUGCUGUUUUGUUUAAAAUAAAAUGUAUCUAGAUAUAUAUCUAGAAGUUGCAGCUGGUGUAUAAGUUGCUCCCCUAUUUUUAGAAGACGUGAAGCUGUAGUAUACAUCACCAGAUUUGAUGGCACUUGUAUUCUCUAAUUUCAAGUAGAGUAACAAAUUUGAAGACAGUAACGCCACAGGAGAUCCAAGGGAUUAGUUUCACUAAGCUAAAAAGGGAGGUGUUUCUAAUCAAUGUACUGUGUAUAUAAUAUAUAUAUAAAAUAUGUUUCCUGGAGCUUGACCUUUUCUUCUAUUUAGUAACAAUUUUUACUGCCACCUUUAGCUUUUAAAGAACUCUUCAAUAACCGUGUACAGCCCUUCUCUGAACAAAGGUGAUCAGUCCAUAAUAUUCUGGCAGUGUGGUCCAAAGACCUUUGUCAGCCAACUACCUUUAAUAAUCCCUAGUAUCAUUUCGGUUCUAUUUGUUUCCUUUGUGCAUCUGAAAUGGUUUGUGAGUUUCAGUAGAAGCUGCAACCCGGAGAUUUAUGUAACCCUUUCUAUUCACUGCGAUGCUCUGUAAGUGAAAGUUACAGUGACAUAUUUUUAGAACAUUGAUCCAGGUCCAUUUAAAGUAUAAACUAGAAGCAUGUUUUCUGCUAGCUAGACACCUCUUCUUUACUGGGUGUGUUUACUGGAUACUGGAUGUAUUUACAUCAUGUAGCUUUGGACUCAUGAAUCACCACAAAAAUGUGUUGUAAUCCUGUUGUGUGUCCAAAUUACAUUUGAAGUGAGCAAGUUCAUCCUAAAGUGAGACAGUGCUAAAUAGAUGUUGUAAUUGACAGUCCACUUGCAUCCACUCCUGUCUUAGAGAUUUUAUUAAAGGGCCAAUCUUCAACUAUAAUCUGAAUUUCAAUGGUGAUGAUUUUAGGAUAUUAAUAUAACCUGUUGUCCUACUCUUUUUGAUUCUCAAUUAUAUUCUUGGUAAUUCUUGUUAAGGUCAAUCAUUGCCUGAUUCACCUGGCACAAGUGCUGAAUAAGUGUAGAUCUGGCCCAUGUUGCCCUUAGUGUCCAUUGCCUUCAAAUGGUACUUUCUGGGGCUUGUUUGGGGCAUAUUGUUUUUAUGUAAAACCGAUGGCAGAGAUUUCACAUGAAAUUCAUUUGAAAGCUACAAGCUUCUCUGAUUCAACACAUCAAAGGUAAUCCUUGCAGUGCAGUGCAAAAAAUAUUCCUAUUCAAAGCUUUAUACAAAGUAGGGCAGUGUCCUUCUGAGGAUGAUGGUUAAGGCACAUGUUGGUGUGGAGUACAAAGAGCUUUAUUCAAUAUCUGGUCCAUGUCGGCACUGGCAUCCCUCAUUUUGAGGAUCACAUCAUAAAAUUAUCCAUUUUACAGCCUCUUUUGAUGGCUUGGUGAGUAAAUGGAUUGUUUGCCGGGAAAGAUAGCCAUGCACAGCGGGAGGCUUUCUGGUUCGCUCUCUGAUCUGUGGUGAGUCAGCCAGUCCCAUUCAGAACAGUGGUGAGUGGUGUGCCCCUUGGAUAUCAGUCAGGAUCCUCAUUUCUUAUCACUAUCCAGCAACUUCUGCUGGAAGCAUCUGCUACAUUUCAAUAAAUUUCCAGGAGCACUUUUGAAUCUCAGCUGGUUGCUAAAUUAUAGAACACUUACUGCCAAUAUAAGGACAGAAUGGGGCUGGAGUGUGAUGGCUUCGAUAGCCAUGUUUUAAGAAUGUUCAGUUGUGCGAGGUGUAAGAAAGCGCUGGUUUAUGUGGAACUGUAGCACAAACCAGUCCCCUCAGGAGAGGAAGAGUAAAGGGAGCCGGUUUGGUAGUAUUAUAGCCUGACUUAUUUUCUCUUUUGCUUGCUCAUCUCCUAAGCCUCUUUUGGUUACUCUUUCCCACUCUAUCUUGCUCACCGAUGAUUCUCAAUUUUCGUAGACAAUAACAUUUCCAGAAACGUUCUGGUAGUGAAACAAUCAAUUACACUUUAAUGUAAAAGUACUGAACCUUUCUUCAAUUACAUUUGCUCUACUUUGUCCAGGAAAUUGUUUUCUUUGUAAAGGUUUACUGCAUGAACACGUCCCUGAUGCACGAAUGACUUUUAAGACAUUAGCGCAUUUGUUUUUGAAACUGUUCCCUUAUUGUUGCAUGAUGUGCCCCUUGUGCCAGCUCUGUCCUGUGUCUGGAGCCCCUUUGCCUCCAGGUUUGUGCUGGGUGAAGCAGGUUUUGCAUUGAGGAAAUCUCAAAAUAAAGUGGAGGCAAAAGACACAGCCUGAAGAAAGUCACUUGGAAACCUAAUGUAGCAAAAAAAAGAAAAAAAACACAACGUUGAGGGACAUCUGUAAAUGAUGGACAGUAUUUUUUCUGCUGUUUCUGAGAAAUUUUCUAAAUUUUUGUAAUUUUGUAUUUAUCAUGUAUGUUUUGGUUUUAUAUGGCCAAAAAGUAGCAUCUGGAUUAAUAAUGUAAACCUCAUUGUUGUUUAAUUUUCCUCAGCUAUGGCUUAGAGCUGUUUGAAGGGUCCAUGGUUUUCCUGUUGUAUUGCUUUUGGAUUUUUUUUUGCUUUGAAGAAAAAAAUGUAAUAGUAUAAUAAACUGUUCAAUUCUUAAGGAAAUCUGAGCUAUAUUGUUUCAAA